AUGUUAAGUGAUUUUGUCUAAUUAGAUUAAAUCAGAAAUUAAAAUUUGUAAGAAUAAGGUUAUAUUUGUUAAUCUAAGUUAAAAAAGCCAAUAAAAUAUAAAAAGUGGCUAUUCCUAUUAUUUUUGGCAAUCAUUAUGAGUUUAGUGUCUUUUAUGUGUGUUCAUUUCUAAAAAUAACCAUAACUAGAAAUAGAUAUUUAGAUUAAUAAAGAGAUAAAGAAAGUUCUUUGUUCCAAUAGAUCAUUUGAACGAUUAAGUUAAUCAGAGAGAGAAUAAGAAAUAAAUAUAAAUAAAAUUAAUCAAGAGAUAGAUAAUAGGGAAGAGCAAGGGAAAUAUCUAGAAAAAAAGUAAGAGAAUUAGAUAAAGAAAGAGAAAGAUCUUAUUACAAAUGGAUCAGAUAAAAGAUGUAAUUAUAAAUUGAUUAAUUCAAUUUAACAUAAUUAGUGUUUUGCUAAUGCAUUUAAUAAGAGUCAUCAAUUAUGAUUAUUGCCAAUGAUAAUGAUAUUGAUGUUUAUCAAUUCAAAGAUGGAUAAAUUUAAUUAAUAUAAACACUAAGAGGCCAUAAAUAUGAUGUUGCCACAGGAUAUUUUAUGAAGAAUUCAAAUUACUUUAUAUCUGGAAGCAGUGAUAAUACUAUAUAAUUAUAUGGUAAAUUAAGGAUAAUUUAUGAUAAAUUUAAUAUAAGCUUAAUGGACAUAAAAAUUGGAUUAAUCAUAUAAUAAUAAAUACUAAAAAAGAUCUUAUUGCAUCUGCUAGCGAAGAUGGAACUAUUUUAUUUUCGGAGAAACAACAUAAUUAAUUUAAUCUAACUUAAACAGUAUAAAAUUAAAAGGAAAUAUUAUACCUGCUCAUAAAUUAAGUUUACUAUUAUUUCAUAUUUAAUGUUAAUUUCAACUAUUGGUUCAACUUUAUUUUAUGUGUUGAUAAUCAACUUUUACUUAAUUCAUGUUUAUUUUAAAUACUUUUCCCAAUACAAAAUUAAGAAAAUAAUCACAAGAUUAGAAUACUCUGAAUUAUAAAUUAAUCUAAAUCAAACAUUCUGA
Paramecium sonneborni is the source of this 1043-nucleotide messenger RNA. The record is from the annotation of a GenBank genome assembly. NCBI's taxonomy places the organism in Eukaryota, Ciliophora, Oligohymenophorea, Peniculida, Parameciidae.